CUUCACUCCCACCAUCUGUUCUCCUUCUUCUAUCAAGAACGACCCUGAAAAAACAGAUCUCAAAAAAACAUGAUCUUGAAUCUCCCCAUCACUAUAAUCCCCCUUUUCUUCUUUCUCCAUCUCGCAAUUUCCGUACCUGUUGAUACAAUCUCCGUCAACUGUGGCUCGUCCGGCAGCUCGACCUCACUCGACGGCCGACACUGGAUCGGCGACACCGGUUCAAGAACCCGAUCCUCCUUCUCAAGUGAAUCCAAAGGAAAACUAAUCAGCUCAUCAUCAUCAAUCGACACUACUCCUCAUCAUAAUAAUAAUGCCUUUGACCCAAUCCCAUAUAAAACUGCUCGGAUUUCCCGUUCCCAAUUCAAUUAUACAUUCAGACUCACUUUAGGUCCCAAACUAAUCCGUCUUCACUUCCACCCAUCUUCUUAUUCCGGCUUUAAGAGGUCAAAUUCAAUCUUCACCGUUAAAGCAGGCGAAUACACUCUGCUCAGAAACUUCACCGCCUCACGCGCCGCCGAUGAUCUUAACGUCGAGGUUUUCACGAAAGAGUUCUGCAUAAACGUCCGAGAAAACAAACCCUUUGUUAUUACGUUUUCUCCGACUUCAGACAAGACGGUCGCGUUCAUAAACGGAAUCGAAGUCAUUUCACUUCCCACCGGUCUUUACGACUCAAUUGAAAAACCCAAUGAUGAAAACACAACAACAACCGCCAUGGAGACUGUUAACCGGCUGAACAUCGGCGGCACGUUCAUCUCGCCGGCGCAAGACACGGGUAUGUUUCGCGAAUGGUCAAAUGAUUUCGAUUACCUGUUAGAACCGAAUCAACGUAUACCUCUGUUAACGACUGUUCGCAUUAGAUUUUCAAAAAUACCCGAUUAUAUUGCUCCACAGAAAAUCUAUCAAUCUUCUUGGUCAAUGGAUCAAAUCCAAUAUAGGCAUGUUAACACUUGUUGUUUCACAUGGAAAUUGCCUGUUGAUGUUGGAUUUAGUUACCUUGUAAGAUUACAUUUCUGCGAACUUGAUUACGAGACAAAGGAGAUCGGUGAAAAGACAUUCAAGAUUUUGAUUAAUAACCAAACAGUUGAGGCUAACGGUGAUUUAAUCAAAUGGGGUGUUGAAAUUGGAGUUGCGUUUUAUCGCGAUUAUAUCGUUUCGAAGAUGGUGAACCGCGAUCUCUUUAUAUCACUUUGCCCUCACUGGAACCAAAGAAACGACAUGUUAGAUGCGGUUUUAAAAGGCCUAGAAGUGUUCAAAUUAAGCAACGAUGAUCAAAAUCUCGCGGGCGAGUCGACCAUAACCGUCGAGGCUACCUCGUUUGUUGGUUUGGACUUUAGUUUCUUUAAGAAACUUGCAGCAACUAUAUUAGCCAUAAUCAUCGUAAUAGGCAUUAUCUUCAAUAAAUUAGCCUUUUGGAGAGGAAGAAUUGGUGACAAUAGGAGCAUUCCAUUAAUCUCAUUCCCACCAACAAAGAAUGAGGAAACGGAAACGGAAACCUGCAAGAUCUUUACACUCAAAGAAAUUCGAAAAGCAACGAACAAUUUCAGCGAAAAUAUGCGAAUCAGAGGCAACAAAAAUUGUAAUAUCUACACAGGGUUCAUCGGAAAUGAUAAAACUAACCCGGUUACUAUCAAACGGUUUAUCCCUUCCGAGACUAAUGUCACGGACUUGGUCUUUUCCCCAACGAUUCGUGCGGCACUAGUUAUGAUCUUCGUAAGAUUGAAUAAAAUAUUGGGCCGUGACACUAAGCAAGGAGCGAAUCACGAGUUCACAACUGAGAUAGAAAUCCUAUCGAAGCUCCGCCAUAAACAUCUCAUAAAGUUGAUCGGAUAUUGCUCUGACAGUAACGAAAAGGUCCUUGUUUACGAACAUAUGGAGAAAGGUUCGCUUGCCGAUCACGUCUACAAGUCGAGGGAGAUUGAAAACAAUCUUAAAUGGGACCAAAAGUUGAACAUUUGCUUGGGCGCGGCUCGUGGAUUGGAUUAUCUUCACACGGAUACUCAACCUAGCAUCAUUCAUCGAGAUGUUAAGAGCUCGAGUAUUCUCUUGAACGAGAAUUAUGUCGCGAAAAUAGCCGAUUUCGGUAUUUGCAAGAUGAACGCCACCACGAACAACGAUACGUUUACGGGCAUCAGCACCGAUAUCAAAGGCACUGACGGUUAUAUAGAUCCCGUGUAUUUUUACACACGUUGGGUAACGAAAAAAUCUGACGUUUACGCAUUCGGAGUUGUCCUUUGGGAGGUUUUGUGUGGUAGGCCGGCCAUGGAUUCGAGAAUCAAGGAGCAACGUAAUCUCGCCCAAUGGGCACAACGAUGUUUUAAUGAAAAUAAGGUUGAAGAUAUCGUGGAUCCUACAUUGAAGUCUCAAAUAUCUCCAACUUGUUUAAAAAUGUUUGUCGCCGUUGCUAUUGCAUGCUUGCAUAAUGUCCCGAUUGAACGUCCAUCGAUGGCCGAUGUAGUGGAUUGUCUUGAAUGCGCCGUACGCGGUGAGAAUGUUUCCGAUGAUGAAGUGGAGCGGUUAACUAAUCUCAUGAAAAAUAAUAGAAGCGUCGACAACUCGACGGUUUUGCAAGAUCAAGUACAUCUCCUUUCCCAGUAUUUGAAGCUCGAGGAGAAUACACCAUACACGCUAGACGAGUUGUGUAACCAUUUAAAGACAUACAAGGCGUUUGUAAACUCUGAGUCCGAUAAGCGAAUUGCAGAAAGAUUCGGUGAUCGUGUGCGGGCAUCAUUAAACGAAUUCCAAAAUGAUAUCAAAUCAAGAAAAGUCGAAUCAGGACAAGUCGAAUCAGAGAAAAAACCCGGCGAAAUCCAUCAUGUCACCAAAAUCGUUAUGGAUUUCAUGAAGAACAUCUCCCACUACUACGAGACUAUCAAUACACUCCUUAUGAAUGACAAUAACGAAGAAGAUAAUAAUCCUGGAAUCAACCCCACCAAAUCCCACUUCAAUUCUCUCAUAUCGAGCCUCGAACUUUUCCUUCGAGGCGUAUCAACCGGCAUGCCCAAGGAAGAUUCGUUUCUGCACAUUCUUCUCAUGAAUAACAUUAACUACAUGGCCCAAGAGGUGAAAGAAAGCACCGAACUAACAACCGUUCUGGGGGAUGAUUGGGUUAGAAGCCGCCAAAAUGAAGUGGAUUGGCAUCAACUUCAGUAUGAAAAUAUCACGUUGUGCAAAUUAAAACUUCUUACAAGAAGUAGUGAUUCCAGUUCAGACUAUAAGAAUCUUCUAAAAGAUAACCUGAAGAGCUUUAAUAUUGCUUUUGAGGGUAUUUACAAGAGACAAACUGCAUGGUACAUUCCAGAUUCCAAUCUUCGUGAUAAACUGAGACUUUCGGUGUCCACUAAGCAGAUUCAGGCAUAUACAAGCUUUGUCUAUAAUUGUGAGCGUCAUAAACAUCUGAAUGGGGGGGACAUUAAGUACUCAUUCAAGUACUCAGUCGAAGACCUCAACAAUUACUUUAAUGAUCUGUUUGAGGGAUGUCCUAAGCAACUGAAUAACAAUAUGAUCUUAGAAUUUAUAAGAUCACUAUUAAAUAAAUAAUUGUAAAAAUAUCAUUUUGAAUAAAAGGCAAAAUGAUGUGAUAUAAUGUGAAAUUAAGUUUAUGACUUAAGUAU
Messenger RNA from Impatiens glandulifera, 3611 nucleotides. Its product is annotated as receptor-like protein kinase FERONIA. The transcript has 3 exons. The record is from RefSeq and is a predicted model, not a curated record. Bases 70 to 3537 code for a protein of 1155 amino acids. Gene Ontology annotation, cellular component: exocyst. Gene Ontology annotation, molecular function: ATP binding; phosphatidylinositol-4,5-bisphosphate binding; protein kinase activity. Gene Ontology annotation, biological process: protein phosphorylation; exocytosis. Lineage: Eukaryota; Viridiplantae; Streptophyta; Magnoliopsida; Ericales; Balsaminaceae.